GCCAUUAGUUUGUUAAUCUGGUCGAAAUUAGUUUUAUUUCUCUAAAYGGAGCUCAUUCAAAAAGUCUUCKACAGCAGGUAAGAUGUUAAUGUUUAGAACUUUUUCUAGAAMCCCACUUCAAAAGAUCAGAACACAGCUAUAAAUAAAAUAUGGAAAUCAAACCAUGACGCACAACUGGUCCACCCCCCCAAAAAAACAAAAACAAAGUUGUGUGCCGCACCUGCGCACCUCCUGUCCACUCAGCCCAGCUGGGGUUAUUUAAACGCACCGAGGAUGAGGGCACACAAACCUGAGCCAGCAGCCCUCCAGCAGAGACAUGAAGACGUUCAGCAGCAGGAAGCAGAGUCUGAUCGAGGAUGCGCGCCGCGAGCGCGGGAGCAGCUCCGCGGGCUCCCCGGGGCCCUCCAAGUUCGGAGACGGCUUCGUGUUUGAGGACAAAGAUGGCAAAGUCACUAUAAACGUCCUGUUCACGCUCAGCAAUGAGAAGAACUGYGGAUUCUUUCAAACGGGGAAAAUACUGGAGACGUUUGAAGCCAAACUCYUUCAUGUCGAGAGCCGGAUGAGGAAGAAGUCCAAGCUGGACCUGCCUGACCUGGAGUUCUUCAUGAGGUGUGAGGUCCAUCGCUCCGAUCUGGACGUGUUCAUCAACUCUCUGAAGAGGGUGGUGGGCGAUGUUCGCUGUGUGCCGGAGGAAAAAGCUGCCUGGUUUCCUCGACAGAUCAAAGACCUUGACAGAUGUAACCUCCUCAUUACCAAAUUUGAUCCGGACCUGGACCACGAUCAUCCCGGGUACAAUGAUUCAGAAUACAGAAAAAGACGAGCUGCCAUCUCCGAGCUCGCCUUCAGACACAAACAAGGCGACCCGCUGCCGCAGAUUGACUACACCGCAGAGGAAACCUCUACAUGGAGGCAGGUUUACCAGCAGCUGAGGAGCGUUUAUCAAACCCUGGCCUGCAGGCAGUUCUUAGACGGCCUGCAGCAGCUGGAGGACGAGUGUGGAUACGGACCGGAUCAAAUCCCUCAGCUCAGAGACGUCUCAGCCUUCCUGAAAGAGAAAACUGGUUUCCAGCUGCGUCCAGUUGCAGGCCUGCUGUCAGCCAGAGACUUCCUGGCCAGCUUGGCCUUCAGGGUGUUCCAGUGCACCCAGUACAUCCGACACUCGUCCUCGCCCAUGCACUCCCCUGAGCCAGACUGCUGUCACGAGCUGCUCGGACACAUCCCCAUGCUGACCGAUAAAGAGUUUGCGCAGUUUUCUCAGGAGAUUGGACUCGCCUCACUUGGAGCUUCAGAUGMGGACAUAGAGAAACUUUCCACGUUGUACUGGUUCACCGUGGAGUUUGGCCUCUGCAAGCAGAACGGAGAGGUGAAAGCCUACGGCGCCGGACUCCUCUCGUCAUACGGAGAGCUCGUUUACGCAAUGUCAAACGAGCCGGAGUACAAGGCGUUCGACCCGGAGGAGACAGCAGUGCAGCCCUACCAGGACCAGACUUACCARCCGGUUUACUUUGUGUCUGAAAGCUUCGAGGACGCAAAGAUGAAGCUAAGGAAGUACUCUGCCAACAUCAAGCGCUCGUUCGCCGUGCGCUACGACCCUYUAACCAGCAGCGUUGAGGUUCUGGACCAGCCUGGCAAGAUCCAAAAUGCUCUGAGCCAGAUGAGAGAGGACCUGAAGACCCUUCACGGCGCUCUGGAGAAGCUCGGCUCGUGUUAGGAGCCCCGUGUCAGAACCUGUGCAGAGAUCAGGGGAAACAAAUCUCACCAUAGUUGUCAUUUAUUUCCAUGUACUAUAUCGUGAAGAUGUAACAUAAAAUAAAUAUCUAUUUUCAUGAMGUGUCCUUUAAAGCUGUCUUUUUUUCCUCAAGAGGAACAGAGUGAACUACAACACACGACUCUAAGGCACUUUUCUUGCUCCUAAUUCCAAACCAACUAUUUUCAUUUGGAAACUUCUUGGAAGCCAUUUAUCUCCAUGUGUUAUUAAGCAGAGGGAAGGAGCUAAUUAUGAAUGAUUUAAGUAUUGUGUUCUCCUUGUGCUGGAUAAGGCCAGAGCCAGCAGUGAGGCCUAGAACACUGACAGGAACAGGUCACAGAGACCUCGCAGCCGACCACAGAGCGGUCUGCAAGGCUGAGCUGCUGACAGAUGCUCUUCUGGCUUUAUUUCUCCUCCUGCGUGCAAACAGGGAAUUUGAAACUCUCAAGGAUCUUUUCCCCCAUCAAAGUUUUGAUCUCCGAGCAGGCGACAAUGCAUAUCAAGAGCCACACACGUCAAAGCUUGCCCUCAAGAAGACAAAUCGUCUCCAUCUGCUGGAUUCAUACAGCAACAGCAUCAUGGAGACGGUGGCUGGCAAGGCCUUCUUUCCCAUAAUUCCUCUGCACGGUAAAUCAAGCCUCACUGGGAACGCCUGCACAGAGAAACAGAAGAAGACGAAGAAGAAGAAGAAAAGCUMAACUCUUUUGAAACCCGGUGCUCCGAAAGCCACAAUCCCUUCCGUGAAACCAAGGUUUUCUUAGUGAUGCACAGCGAGUUCAAACCAGGUUGCUGCAGCAACUACAACCACCAACAACGAAGAUUCGGCUGCAUUCCUGCGCCUUGCAAAGCUCAAAAACGGCGCAUCCUCUAAGAAAACGUGUCCCCACUGAUUGAUGUCAGGGCAAGAACAUCUCCAGUCUGGCUCGGUUGUCUCAUCUGAGCUGGAGGCGAUUCACUUUGACCUCAGGCCUGAAUCUUCUCCUCUUAAAUCAGCAGAAAGUUGACCCUGACAGAAAAAAUAAAGCCUUUGGAUAAGACUCAUUCGGCUGUUUUAAUAAGAACAAAACAUUUCUAAUUAUUUGCUGAACAUUCUUGGUUUGUAAAAUAUAAAUUUGUACAUUUUCUAAUGUUAUAAGUUAAAAA
Messenger RNA from Austrofundulus limnaeus, 2890 nucleotides. It is a transcript of the gene th2, whose product is annotated as tyrosine hydroxylase 2. Gene Ontology annotation, biological process: dopamine biosynthetic process from tyrosine. Gene Ontology annotation, molecular function: iron ion binding; tyrosine 3-monooxygenase activity. Gene Ontology annotation, cellular component: perikaryon; axon; cytoplasm. The transcript is spliced from 12 exons. NCBI's taxonomy places the organism in Eukaryota, Metazoa, Chordata, Actinopteri, Cyprinodontiformes, Rivulidae. Bases 317 to 1711 code for a protein of 464 amino acids. The record is from RefSeq and is a predicted model, not a curated record.